AGAGGCGAGUCUCCUUCCCUCCUGCGCUUGUGUCUGCCGCCACGCGCCGCUCCGCUAUCGAGAGGAAAGCUUCUUCGUCCUCCCUCUCCCUGCAGAAAAGACACUACACGCAAAAUGGCCGACCAGGAGAUGGAACAGCAGGACUUCACUGAGGACUACAGCGGAGGCGACUUCCAGGAGAACGGGUCUGGGGCGGCGGAGAGCCAGGAGGGCGGCGGGGAGGGCCAGGCCGGCGAGGUACAGGACAGCGGCGCCGCGGACGCCCCCGGCCGCGACGACGACAGGAAACUUUUUGUUGGUGGCCUGAGCUGGGAAACCACAGAAAAGGAGCUGCGUGAACACUUCAGCAAAUAUGGAGACAUUGAAAGCAUUAAUGUUAAAACAGACCCAAAUACUGGCCGUUCCAGAGGCUUUGCAUUUAUCGUCUUUAGUGUAGGAGAAGCUGUUGAUAAGGUUAUUGAUUCUGGUGAUCAUGUCAUAAAUGGCAAAAAAGUUGAUCCAAAGAAAGCAAAGGCUCGCCAUGGCAAAAUCUUUGUUGGUGGCCUUAAACCAGAACUGUCUGAUGAUGACAUCAAAAACUUCUUCAAUCAGUUUGGUAACAUUAUUGAAGUUGAGAUGCCGUUUGACAAACAAAAGAGUCAACGCAAAGGAUUCUGUUUCAUCACCUUCGAUCAAGAAUCCGUGGUCACAGACCUUCUCAAGACCCCUAAGCAAACAAUCAACGGUCACGAUGUCGAUGUAAAGAAAGCCACACCAAAGCCUGAUGCCAUGAUGAGAGGAGGCAUGCGUGGAGGCAUGAGAGGAAGAGGAGGCAUGAGGGGUCGUGGCAGAGGCUGGGGACAGGGCUGGAACCAAGGUGGCUAUGGAUACAAUCAGGGAGGCUAUGGCAGCUAUGGAGGAUAUGGUGGUUAUGGCGACUAUGGCUAUGGCAGCUAUGGUGGUUAUGGCGACUAUGGUUAUGGUGAUUAUAACUAUGGUUAUGGAUAUGGAUCUGGCAAUUAUGGCUCUUACCAGGCGGGCAAGGGUACAGCGGGGGGAAGAGCCAGCAUGGGAGGCAGCAGGCGAGGCACCAGCCGUAUUGAACGUGAUUAUGGCUACAACCAGAACGCCAAUUGGCACAGCGGAGACAUGUACUAGCACCGAUCCUCGUCAAGUCCUCAACUCGUCAGUCCUCUACUGCUUCUGGCUCCCACGACGAUGGUAUACUUAGAAAGCCAGAUUUUGGAGAAUUUAAGAUUCAAAAAAAGGUAAUGCACUCGUGUCGCAUUUUGGAUAACGGUUCUUGAAGGUAUUAGCUUCCCUAGGAUAUGACGAGGUCUCUCCCUUCCCUCUCCUUGUCUCUGUGAUGAGGGUAUCCUAGUGGAAUACAGGGCCUUCUGUGAUGGGACUGAAAGUUAGUGGAAGUGGUGUUUUAGUUAAAGAAGUGAAAACAGUUUUGGAUGUGUACCUGCUGAUGAAUAUUCAGUGUCGUGGAACUUUCAAGUGACUGCCAGACCCAGGUUCUUGUUACUGGGAGUUUCAAUCCUAUUCCAUUGAAUGAAGGAUGAAUAUUCAAAGGUCAUUUUUUUUCUUUAUCAGAAUUGAGUUAAAUUCUGGAGUAUGCACAUGGUAUCAUGUCAACCAAAAUUGAUUAAGUGCUUACAUUUGUAUUAUUUUUUGUACGGAGAAUAAUAUACACAUGGAGGUAUA
Molecule: messenger RNA, 1689 nt
Organism: Penaeus chinensis
Lineage: Eukaryota; Metazoa; Arthropoda; Malacostraca; Decapoda; Penaeidae
Product: RNA-binding protein squid-like
Exons: 6
Coding region: 115-1137 (340 amino acids)
Biological process (GO): regulation of gene expression
Cellular component (GO): nucleoplasm
Molecular function (GO): RNA binding
Source: RefSeq, a predicted model, not a curated record